AUGACCUCGGUCGACGGCCUGGCGUCCGGUGGACGCGAGCCGCAGCGGCACAGUUUCGGCAUCUCGAUUGAUACGCCUCCAGACGAGAUGAUCAGACGGGCCGAGGACCUCCUGGCACAGAAGCGGCAGCAGCACCACGACCGCAAGAAGCCGCGGGAGGACAAAGGGAACCUGCUGUCGCACGGGCUGGUCCAGGAGAUAUACAACAUGCUCUGGAGCAGGACGGCCACGGGGCGGACGUGCUACAAGAUCAACCUGCCCGACACGGUGAUCAUCGAGGGGGGCGAGCUGGUGGCGUGGUACUUCUCGUCCACGCAGCAGGAGGAGAUCCUGAUGAAGUCGUCGAAGAACCUCCUCAGCGACAACAUCAUGAACAAGUGGAGCGCCCGGAACCGCAACCUGCCGGCGUCCGCCAUGCUCCUCUGGCCCGACGUCGACGUCGAGGGCCACGAGCCCGAGAUCUACUUGAAGCCCACGCCGCACCCCCAGGUGCAAGGCGUGCCCGUUCAGGGGCGGUCGAGCCCGGUGACGGCGGUGCGGUACCUCACGAGCGCGUCGCUGCGCACCUUCCUGGAGACCGACUUUCGGCCGUGGACGGGGGUGCUGCAGCGGUUCGUGGGCUCCAUCGGGUACGGAAAUACCAUGAUCCGCGCCAUGUGGAACCCCGCCGGCACGGACGUCGAGAUCCGCGAGAACACGUACCGGAUGACGGACGAGUCCGAGUCGCUCGAGACGCGCAUGUCGACGUUCGAGGGGGCGAUCUUCCUCUCGCAGACGCAGCCCCCGGAGGCGCGCCCCGAGCUCCACCAGCUGGUCAAGGAGCACUGCCAGGCCAUCGCCGAUCACAUCCACGAGAUCUUCACAGGGGUGUGGGCGGUGACGGAGAUGACGCUGUACUUCAAGCUCGACGACCAGGAGCGGCUGUGGUUCCUGUUCUGCACGUCGCUCCAGAUGUCGGGCCCCGGCGCGGUGUCGGCCGAGGACCGCCCGAUGUCCAUCAGGACGGCGCCGCUCGCGACGCAGGUCAAGAGCCAGAUCGCGUCCAAGUCGGCGCACGGGUCCUUUUUGUGCUGCCACUGCGGGCGCGUGUCGGGCUACGACGACCGCAAGGGCAUCGACUUCUUCACCAUCAUCCACGAGUACCAGUCCAAGGUCGGACUCGAGCCGGACGACCGGCGGCGCGACUGGCUCAUGCAGCAGAUCCCGCCCGGCAUCGCGCGGACGUACCGCUCCCUGUCGCGGAACGAGUACAACCGAGUCAAGGACUCGAUCAACUUCCAGCACCGCACCGCCGAGGUGUGCAAGUCCUGCCACAGCAGUCUCGCGGCGUUCCGAGCGCUGUGGAUCGAGCAGGAGGAGAAGCACAGACGCGACCGCUUGCGACAAGCGCGCAAGGAAGCACGCGAGACCCUCCAGCGCCCAUCAUCCCCGCCGCGGCCGCUGACGGGGAGGACGGACAGGUCGAAUGUGUUUGAAGCAGAACAGGGAGAUGACCAGGAGAGGCGCUCGCCUCGCGCGCACGAGACGAAGCGCAAGACGACACUCUUCCGCCAGCCGCGCGCCCCACCAGCAGUCAUACAGCCGCCCCUGGCCGUCCCGCCGCGGCCGCCGAGGAGGCUGACCCCAGAAGAGGUGGACAUGAUGGCCGACCGUCUCAGCGCUCCUCGGAAGGUGGCCCCCGCACAAGCGGAGCCCUCCUCCGCGGAAGUGCAGCAGGUGUUGCCAGGGGAAGAUCAGAGCGCACUGGUCCGCGUGAUGCGCAUAUACAAGGAUAGGACAAUGGAGCCCGAGCGGCCGAUCAGCGGCCGGGCGGCGCAACGUGUGCCGGACUUCAUGAGGGAUCUACAGGGAGCACUGUCGAACGACGAGCUCGCUCUCCUGACCGAGGUGGUGGGGACGGACGCGCUGGUCGAGGAUGACUGA
Pedinophyceae sp. YPF-701 is the source of this 1923-nucleotide messenger RNA. NCBI's taxonomy places the organism in Eukaryota, Viridiplantae, Chlorophyta, Pedinophyceae. The record is from the annotation of a GenBank genome assembly.